Molecule: messenger RNA, 6690 nt
Organism: Cercospora beticola
Lineage: Eukaryota; Fungi; Ascomycota; Dothideomycetes; Mycosphaerellales; Mycosphaerellaceae
Gene: ATG2
Product: Atg2p
Biological process (GO): autophagy of mitochondrion; autophagosome assembly; reticulophagy
Cellular component (GO): phagophore assembly site
Molecular function (GO): phosphatidylinositol-3-phosphate binding
Source: RefSeq, a predicted model, not a curated record
AUGGCGUGGUGGCAGAAGAGGUUGCUGCGCUACGGCCUACGCUACGGCCUAUCGAGAACGGGCCUGCUGGACGACUCCGCCAUCGAUCUCGAUUCACUGGACAUCACCGUCGGACGACAGAACGUGAUAGAGCUGAGGGAUGUCGGCUUGAACAUUGAGAGCAUCAGUCAGCUGGCACGGCUUCCAGCAGCAAUAAGACUUGAGACGGCCAAGGUUGCACAUCUGAAGUUGACAAUACCGGCCGACUUCUACCAGAGCAGCAUCGUGGUCGAGGUCGAUGGAGUGGAGGUUGCUGCAAUUCUUGAGGAUGACUCAGGUGCAAAUCUGCCUAAGAAAGAGCAGGGAAGUCGAGCACGUAGCCCGGAAACGGCUAGGGCGCCACGGCACAGGAAGACCAACAGACGGAUACACUCGCCUCCACCACACCAUACCAGUGCUGCAGGUGAUGAUACGAGGCUGCCGAACGUACAAGAUGUGGCGAAGUCUUUCUUACUGGAGGAGCCUUUGGACGAGCGACGAGAUCUUGAGGCACUGGCUUAUGGCUCCAGAGGCAUGGAGGAGUCCUUUGCUAGUGAGAGCAGCGAAAGCGAGGUUGGCACAGGAACUGGCGUCGGAGUGCCUGGCUUCCUGGCCAACUUCCUACAGGGUAUUGUGGAGAGGCUUCAGCUAGAAGUCAGGAACGUGGAAGUGAGGCUUCAAACCGGUGUCCCAAAUGGCAGCCCCGAACCCACGUCUGUGACACUGAGGCUGCGGAUGGCCUCUGCCAACGUCGAGAGAGUGGAUCCCGCCAAGCCAGACAAGCGCCGUGAAGUGAAUCUGGCAGCGAUUACUAUGGAUAUCCUAUUGAAGGAUGAAGUGACAGCUGAGCUUUCGACCCUACGAUCGCAUACUUCCGCAAUACGGGACCCAUCGAUGCCAGCCAGCCGAAAUACAUCUGAGCGGGCUGCUAGUUCCGUUGUGUCGCCCUUGGCUAACAGCACGACAACAGAGCAUGACACUACAUCGAUUCUAGAAGAGGAGGACAGACGAGAAGCCACGAUUCCAGACAACCGUCUUGCAUCUAGCAGCACUGAUUCACUGCAGAGACUCAUGCAAUCAGCGAUGGAGCCUGCGGAACCCAGCGUGCAGAUAGCUAACAUGGCAGAAUCUGCAUCAUUGUCGAACGAUGGGAACUUUGCGGAUGCCCAAGACGGCGAGACCUUCGGAACGGAGCAGCAACCUCACGAGCUCGAUAUUCACCCUGGCGAUGACAAUAUAAGCUGGGGUUCACGAAGAAGUAGAACAAGCCCACAGUCUCAGGAUUUAUGGAACUCGAUGAUCAGUGAGGAUGAUCUGCCGGGUUCGCUGCAUAUGGCGUCGCGCGCUCAAGUUGCAGCCCCUCAUGCGCAGUCUUCGCGCAGCAGCAGCCCUCUAGCUCUUCGGCAUCGCCGUGCCGUGUCUCCCUACGACCGAGCCAUAACCAGCCCCGGGUCGUGGCCCAGGCCCGAUAUCAGCCCCCCUCGACAGCGACAACCAGGCCUUCAGUCAUGGCCAUCACUGGAACAGGGAAUACGCGGUGUAUCUGAACCCCUCGAUCGUUUGCUGUCGCAGUCAUCCGGAAAUGCGGUCGAUAACAAGGUCACAGCGCUCGGACAAGCGCGAUCAGCAUCACCAGCAUCUGCAACAGGGAGUCUUUCAGACGAGACAGCCGCAAUGGACGAAAGCAUGCUUGAGUCUCAAGUCUUCAGUCACGAAGAAGCACAGAGCAUGUAUAUGAGCGCUAUGACUGGCAGUAAAACGCUGGAUAUGCCCGGUGGCUGGGGAUCCGACACCCAAAGCGCCCAGUCUGUAGCGCCCGAAGCGCUAGCCUCUUCCGACCGCGAUCAGGCAGCUCAAACAGUACCUGCUGUUGAGCAUGAUCUUUCACAACUUGACGGAGCAAGACCUAGCAUUGAAGCUGCAUCAGCCAAUGCAACACCACGUGCGCAGACGCCCAUAGCUCACGACAGGCCGUCAAAAGACAUCUCACCAGACGCUAGCAUUGUAGUGAUCGAGCUGCUACAUAUCGAUCAGAUCACAGUCUCCAUUCCAUCACCACAAGAUUCAGAGAAUCAUGGCAAACAGCAGGUGCCCGCAGAUAGCAGCCCUGUUCGUCGGCCAACAAGUGGGGUCCGUGGUAUGCCGGGUACAUUCUCCGCAUACUCUGAAAUGAGUGCUUCUAGACGUCGGGAAACAGACUCCACAUAUACCGAUACCAGUAAUAUCUUCUGGGCUCCGGAGUCUGCCAAAGGCCCCGAGGUUUCUGAUGGGCGUGUCGGCAUUGUGGUGGGAGUUAUCACUAUCCAGGCAGGAAUUCCCACCUGUCAACUGCUACACAAAGUAUCGAUGAACUUAGCCAGCACUUUGCAACACAAAGAUGCUGGUAACGAGGUCCUGAACAGCAGUGGAAGCAAGCAGACUCCACCCCCAGUCUCCCUGCUUUUGCGGCAAUUGCGAGUCUCCCUGACGGAAAAUGCCAAGAGUAUGGAUGCGCAAAGCGGUCCUACUCGGCACGGACUGGUUGAUUUGUUUUGUGAGGAUAUUGAAGUUAAGCUCGCUGAGACACAGACGAGAUUGAGCAUUCAGGAUCUGGUACUUUCACUGGGCGGCCAGGACCUGUUGAGAUUCGACCACAAAGCAGAUGCGAUGACCGAGUCGGUAACUCUCACAGAACAAGCGCCAGCUGUCGCUAUCGACAUAGCAAAGAAGACCCUUGCUGCCGACAGAAGGUCAAUAACAGAACUCUCGGUGCAGAUCAAGCCUGUCCAGCUCACAAUCGAUCUCAGCCUUUUCGACGAGGUAUUCGACUCUUUCGGUGGCCUGAGCGGGAUUCUUGAGCUUGGCAAUUCAGCUCUCUCAGAGAGUGGCAUGAGGUCGCCAGUCACACCGCCGCCCACCAAGGGAGUGCGUUUCGUAGGCGAGCAGCAACCUGCGUUAGUUGAACCUGAAGUCAAAGUCAAUGCGCGCAUCGGCGGCUUCACAACGAAUUUGCGCAGUAGUGCCUGUGCGGUUGUUCUACGAACAAGCGCUAUCAAGUCAGUGUACCGUGAGCACGGUAUGGUCGCCACCAUCUCACGCCUCGUGCUGAGCGGACCAUUCAAUCACUCGCAGACGCAAGAACCACCCCUGACGAUCGAUGUUGCCACCGUGCGGAUCGAAUAUCUCUUGACCCCCCAGGACAACGACCUUGAGCGUCUGCUAACACUGCUGACACCCUCGCGAGACCAAUACGAUGAUGACGGCGACAUCUUGAUCGACACACUUCUGCGACAGCGUCGCAAGGGAGCCCUCCUCAGAAUUGUCGUGGGCGAUGUGAAAGCUAAGAUUGAUAAUCUCGACUGCCUUGCUGUGCUCAAUAGUCUUGGCGACGACCUCGCGAAACUGUCUGCUGUCACCAAGUACUUGCCAGAAGACGAUAAGCCUGGGCUGCUAACCCUCUUGCGGAUCAAAGAUGCAGAGGCACGCGUUCCUGUCAAUGACCGUUUUGGCAAGCUCCUAUUCGCUUUGCAAGAUUUGCACCUUGCGCAUGUGGGACUACCGGCCCUGCUCGCAUUCUCGAUUGGCGAUGUCUUUGCUCAACAAGUAGAAGGCGCAGAAUUGCUACACAGCCUGCUACCACUCACAGCCGUUGACAAUCUUCCUGUCAUCAUGGCACGAAUGAUAGGUAACGAAAUCGAACCGACAGUGAAGGUCAAACUCUUCAAUCUUUGUGUGGAGUACAGUGUGCCCAUCAUACUUGCUCUCACGGGUAUGGACAGACCACUGAAUCCGGAAGAGAUAGUCAACGAGAUGGCUCAAUCGAUUGCAAAUCUUGCCAUGGCAGGUGAUACUCAGGUCCUCAGGCGUAGUCCUGCAAGCGAUGUUACGAGCACGCCGAAGAAAAAGACCGCCAUUAGCCUUUUGGUGCAUGAUUCGGCUGCUAGGCUAAAUCCUCAAAGAUUGCCAUCGAAAGCGCUUGUGGUCUUGAACAAUGCCCAUGUAACAACAAGUGUGCCGCCUGGAGAUACCAUGUCGGCCAGACUUGAACUCAGGAAAGCCGCCAUCUUUCUCACCGACCGCGAACUGGAGGAACUGAAUGUCGAUGUGAAGGCAAGAAACGUGCAACGCCUUGAUGAUAUUCUCAAACAGCGCGGAUACGUAUCGGUGGCCUCAGUCAGGUCUGCCGUUGUGCAAUUUCACGCAACAGAGACAGGCACUGAAGACGCGAAAGCCGUUGAGAUUGAUGUCAAGAAUGAGCUUUUCUUGCUCGAGACGUGCGCAGAUUCCACUCAGACCCUUUUUGCAACACUCGGAGCCCUCGCUCCUCCUACUCCACCUAGCAAGGUCCCAAAGUACCUGACGCAGCCCAUGCCUAUCGAAGACAUGAUGGCAUCUUUCUCCGGUGCCCCGUUCAUCCAAGCAGAGGAGAAACCCGAAACUCUGUUCGAUGUGGAGCACGAUUUAGAAGACUUCAACGAAGAGCUAGAUCUUGGCAUCUCAACCUUCGACGAUCCUGAUGACCUGCUUGCUGAAUCAGAAAUGACGCCUAGUCUUUACGGCCCCGUGAGCGGCCUUCUCGACAUGGGUUCUGAUCCAGAUGCCGAGAGCAAUAUUGGCGACGAUCCCGAGACUGCAGAGAGUCUUCUGGAAGAGGACCCUUUCGAGAUGACCAUUUCACCAGAAGAUGGACAACUUGGUGAUGCAGCUUUGAUGCGAGACCUGAAUAGACCCAGUGCCGCUAUCGACAGCGGCAAAGCCAAUCCCGACUCCUACGAGAUCGUAGACCUUGGAUUUGACGCACUUGGAAGUGGCCAGCAAGCGCUCGGAGAUCAGCAUCGCUUCAACCCACCAUUUGUCGGCAAGCAUGGGCAGAGUAAGGAUAAGCCCCAUCAGGAUGCUACUGUCAAGCUGCGCCUCCGUGAUUUCCAUCUCAUCUGGCACCUUCACGAUGGCUUUGAUUGGCAGCGCACACGCGAUGGCAUCGUGGACGCUGUCGAGCAGGUGGAACAACGCGCUGAAGAGCGCAAGGCGAGGCGUCGCAGAUCCCGACAAGAUCCAGAAGAUGAUGAGUCCGUGAUUGGUGACUUCUUGUUCAAUUCAAUCUACAUUGGCGUUCCCGCUGAUUUGGACGGCCAAGACCUACGACGCCAGAUCAAUCGGGGCAUUGACCAGGAAAUCAGCGAAACAGAGAGCGUGCCUGCAUCCGGAAUAUCUAGGCCCACGAUAUAUUCAGCAACUGGGCAGCCUCGAAAUCGUCAGUCUCAACGCAGGAGACUCAAGCUCGGUCGCACUCGCAGUCAUAAGAUCGCUUUCGAAUUGAGCGGUGUAUCUGCCGACGUUCUGGUCUUUGGUUCCGAAAGCAGUGACGUGGUCAGCUCGGUGGACCUUCGCAUCCAGGACUUCGAAAUUUUUGAUAAGGUGCCCACUUCGACCUGGCGAAAGUUCCUGACCCAUCUGGAGAGCGAUCCGGCCGCGCGCGAGAAGUCCAAGCCCAUGUUCCAUAUCCAGCUCGACAAUGUGAAGACUUUAGAAAGCCACUCUGCGUCUGAGAUCAUCUUGCACGUUGCAGUACAGCCACUUCGACUUCACGUUGAUCAAGAUGCGCUUGAUUUCAUCACACGAUUCUUCGAGUUCAAGGAUCCAGACAUGGUUGACAGCCAAGACACUGGCGAGAAACCAUUUAUCCAGCGUGUCGAAGUUGAGACUGUGGAUCUGUGCCUGGACUACAAACCCAAGAACGUCGACUAUGCUGGCCUUCGAUCCGGGCGGACCAAGGAGUUCAUGAAUUUCAUCACUCUGGAAGGCUGCAACAUUCGUCUUAAGCAUGCGAUUAUCUACGGCCUCGGAGGGUUCGACCUACUUCAUGACACGCUGAGCAACAUAUGGACGCCCGAUGUGAUCCGAAACCAAUUGCCGCGUGUGCUUUCGGGCCUUGCACCGGUUCGAAGUUUGGUCAAUCUUGGAGUUGGAGUACGUGAUGUUGUUGCCAUCCCUGUGCGCGAGUACAAGAAGGACGGCCGCAUCGUACGCAGCAUACAGAAGGGUGCCUUUCAGUUCGGGAAAACCACUGCGAGUGAGCUUGCACGACUUGGCGCAAAGGUGGCCUUGGGCACACAGACUAUGCUUGCGAAUGCAGAAGAAUUUCUGGCACCUGGAAGCUCCACAGGCGGGCGCUCGAAACUUUCGUCUUCACCAGGCUGGCACGAAGGUGGACACUUGUCUGACGAGGAUGAUCCCGAGCGACAACGUGCUGUUUCUGCUUACGCAAAUCAACCUCUUGGCGUCCUUUCCGGUCUGCGAUCUGCGAGACGGCAUCUUGAGCAUGAUUUGCUGACUGCCAAGGACGCUCUGAUCGCUGUGCAGGGAGAAGUCUUUGAGAGUCGCGGGCCUGGAGAGGUAGCAGGCGCGGUCGUCAAGCACGCCCCGACAGUCAUUCUCCGACCAGUGAUUGGUGCGACUCGAGCAGUAGGCACAGCUCUACUUGGCGUAGGGAACGCAGUCGAUCGUGGGAACCUGAGAAGGGUCGACGAUAAAUACAAGAGAAGAUGAGGAAACGCAUCAUAGCGUCAAUGAUCUGCUAGUGCGCAUGCACUUGGUCACUUGGGCUGGAAUGGCAAUCAACGCCUAUUAACUUAGAUAUCGGCAAAGUAGUUAGUUCUACGCAUGACACGGUAUUUCGAAAAGGAACUCCAG